This is a messenger RNA of Ostreococcus lucimarinus CCE9901, 1779 nucleotides long. RefSeq lists its product with no specific name. The record is from RefSeq and is a predicted model, not a curated record. Lineage: Eukaryota; Viridiplantae; Chlorophyta; Mamiellophyceae; Mamiellales; Bathycoccaceae. Gene Ontology annotation, molecular function: ATP binding; single-stranded DNA binding; 5'-3' DNA helicase activity. The transcript has a single exon. Gene Ontology annotation, biological process: DNA replication. The coding region runs from base 1 to 1779 and encodes 592 amino acids.
AUGGAUCACCGCAUCGUGCUGCAGAGCUACACCCCGGGUCAGCAUCGAAUCAUUUGCCCGACGUGCAACGGUGGGUCCACGGGCGAGCGCUCGCUGGCCGUGCACGUAGAGGAUGAUGGGAAGAGCGCGGCGUGGAUGUGCCAUCGAGCCAACUGCGAGUGGUCUGGUGGCACUGGUAUGGAUGGGCGCACGCGCGCGUCCAAGGGCGCGGACGGCGCGACAUCGAACAGACGUGUGGCGAAACCCAAGUUGCCGGCGCCGGAGGACUUGCAGCGCAUCGGACCGGGAGAAAUGACGGCGGCGGCGACGAAGUGGGCGGAGAUGCUCAAGUCGCGCGGCAUCUCGCUCGAAACCGCCGAACGCAACGGUUUGGCGGUACAGAGUGUGUACUCCCCCAUCGCGAGUGGUUACGUCGAUGCUUUGUGCUUUCCGUACAUGCGUGACGGAGAGUUGAUCAACAUCAAGUACCGCGGUCCGGACAAGACGUUUUGGCAAGUCAAGGGCGCCGAAAAGAUCUUGUACGGCUUGGACGACGUGACUGGUGAAGAGGAAGUUAUUCUCGUCGAAGGCGAGAUGGAUAAACUGGCGCUCGAAGAGGCAGGCUUUAAGAAUGUGGUCUCGGUUCCGGACGGUGCGCCGGGCAAAGUGAAGGACGGCCCGACGCCUGCGCCCGAGGAGGACAAAAAGUACGAGUACCUUUGGAAUUGUCGCGCGCAGCUCGACACGAUUUCUCGAUUCGUCAUCGCCACCGAUUCCGAUGGGCCAGGUCAGGCGCUUUCGGAGGAGCUCGCGCGACGCCUCGGGAAAGAGCGCUGCUGGCGCGUCACCUGGCCCGAAGGCUGCAAGGAUGCCAACGAAGCGCUUCAGAAAGAGGGCGCCGACGUCGUGCGCGAGUGCCUCACCACGGCUGAGGGCUUCCCUCUGCGAGGAUUGUUUAGAUUUUCCGAAUUCGCGCCCGAAAUUGAGUCGUAUUUCAACAUGACCACCGCGAACGAGCUUCGUGGCGUGUCUACGGGGUGGCGCAACAUCGACAACAACUACAGAAUCGUCCCGGGCGAGCUCACAGUCGUCACCGGCGUGCCGAAUAGCGGUAAGUCAGAGUGGGUGGAUGCGUUGAUGUGCAAUUUAGCGGUUCAGCACGGCUGGUCGUUCGCGCUUUGUUCUCUCGAAAACAAAGUGCACGAACACGCGAGAAAGUUGGUGGAGAAAUACGUGGGAGAACCUUGGUUCGAAGGAAAAUAUUCGAAAGCGCCGCGAAUGAAUCCGGAUACGAUGCGCUCCGGGAUGAAGUGGUUGAACGAGCAUUUCGUGCUCAUUCGUCACGAAGACGACGAACUUCCUAGUGUGGAUUGGAUCUUAGGAUUGGCGCGCGCCGCGGUGUUGCGUCACGGCAUCCGUGGGCUCUUGAUCGACCCUUACAACGAGCUUGAUCACAAGCGUCCCACGGGCCAAACGGAAACCGAGUACGUGUCGCAAAUGCUCACUCGAAUCAAACGGUUCGCUCAGCACUACGACGUCCACGUCUGGUUUGUCGCCCACCCGCGUCAGUUACACAACUGGAAAGGCGAAGCCCCGGGUCUGUACGACAUCUCCGGCUCGGCGCACUUCAUCAACAAGUGCGACAAUGGCAUCGUCGUCCACCGUAAUCGCGACGAAAAGCUCGGAUCGCUUCGUGAGGUGACGAUUAACGUUCAAAAAGUUAGAAAUAAAGUCGCUGGCUCUAUCGGCGACCCAAAACUCGAGUACAACGUCUCCAACGGUCGUUACGUCGACAUCUAG